CACUUCUCAUGCAGAUUUUUCCAGCUUGCCCAUCCCUCACCUUUACUCUCUUAAUUGACGAAUCAAGCAGCAACCGCAUCAGUCAAAAGAGACUGGAGUGAAGACGAUGCAGCAGCAAAGGCAAAGGCAAAGGCCAUGGGAUAACCUACCAAGCACAGCUCUUGUCACAAUAUUCUCCAAAUCCUCUCUCAAAGAUCGUCUCUGCAAUCUCCCCUUUGUCUGCAAAUCAUGGUCUAACUCCUCUCGCCAUCCUCACUGUUGGGCCUCCUUCAUUCCCGACUCUUACUACUCAUUUCCUCCGCCGCCGUCGCUGUCUUCCUCUGGUGCUGCUGUCGAUGCCUUCGUUAAAUCUUCCUUCCCUUAUGACGCAGCUUUUUUGGACCCUUUUGAUGGUAGACGCAGCAGCGAUCCUCAAUCUGGAGUUCUUGGCCUUCAAUCUCUCAUCGCUAAAGCUGAUGGUGGAGCCGCCGUGAUCUCUGUCUAUUUCUUCCCUUUUCUCACUUCUCUUGAUGGCCCUCCCAAUGAUGACGCCCUUCUUUCCCUCAUCGCUCGAUCAUGUCCAAAUUUGAAACACCUAUCAUUUCAUGGAUCCUUCAAUGCCUCUGAAGAAGUCUUAUUGGAAGUUGUACGUAGCUGUCCCUGUCUGGAACUUGUCGACUUCUCUGAUUCACCAUACAUGAUCCCCUUGAUUUUAGAAAAGAUGGGGAUCCACUGUCCUAAUAUCAGAGGCAUUAGACGAAAUGGAAUUCUGCAACCUUUUUUCUCAUUCAGCCUCGUUAAAUGCUUCCCAAGUUUGAAGCUUUUAAACCUUUCUGAUUCAAGCAUUGGGGACAAAGAUCUGCUGACCCUUGUUACUGGUGAUUCAAGACUUGAGUAUUUGGAUAUUAUGCGCUGCCAAAGGUUGGUACGCUACAUGUACCUAAUUAAGGGAGCUCAUCGUCGAAUUGCUGAAAUUCGCUAUGAUUGAGUCGCUGGUCAUUUUGAUGGUUCUCCAAUUGUGCUGAUACAUAGCUCAUUUUGCUCAGAUAAGUUAUAUGGCUAUCAUUCUGCAUGACAGUAUGAUUUUUGUUUUAUGUACACUUUCUGCCAACUGCCAAAUUAUCUACAUUUGGGAAAAGGUUUAUGUUGAAGAUUGUAUUGUAAGAAGCUUGUGUUUUACUUUUUA
Molecule: messenger RNA, 1165 nt
Organism: Nicotiana attenuata
Lineage: Eukaryota; Viridiplantae; Streptophyta; Magnoliopsida; Solanales; Solanaceae
Product: F-box protein SKIP1-like
Exons: 2
Coding region: 107-967 (286 amino acids)
Molecular function (GO): protein binding
Source: RefSeq, a predicted model, not a curated record